AGCUCAACCACAGCCCUUCGUGAAACAGGCUCACCCUGAACCGCUUGUACUCCCCCGCACACGCAAAACUCGCCAGCACCAGGAUGUCUUCCUUCGCCUACAUCAUGGACGAUGUCUCCAACGGCCUCAAGACCUUCAGCUCGGACGUAAGCACCCUCUUCGGGGGCUUCGACCUCACCGUCAUCGCCGUCAUCGCCCUGGUCGUCCUGCUGGCCGUUAUAUCCUACGACGUGAUCAUGUUCCUCCUCUUCUUCAGCGAAUCCGGCAGAUCCUUACAACUCGCUCACGAGCUUCCUGGCGUCGAAGGCUUGGGAUUACAGGAACGAGGUGGACAUCAACCCAGAGAACUACAUCAGUGCAAGGUCUCUUGCUGUGAUCAACCCCAUCAUCUACGCCAUCCAAUCAGCUAUCGAGAAAUACGAAUAGUGAUUGGACUAACCGCCACCCAUGACGUCAUUAUUUUGUAUGACGGCUGACCAAUGAGAAGAGACCUCGGUCGCGUUUCCCGACAAGAUCUGGCAACGGAGGACCAAUCAUCUGCGAGACAGGUUUACGGAAUGGACCAAUCACGAGCGAGGCAGGAUUGAGAGCCAGUCACUUUGCUCGAUGGCCGGCGUCGACAAAGGGAUUUAGCUACGAUGCUUCUCACUCGCGAAGAGAGAAAAACAAACAAGAUAUAGAAUGCGUGCUUGCGCUUACCUUACUUCCUCCCCCCCCCUUCCCUUCCUCAUCGAUGACGUUUCUCAAGACAUACUGGCGAUUCUUCUCCUCCGCCUCGUACUUACUUCCCUCUCUCGAAAGCUAGCACACUGGUCGUCUCUGUCCUGGGAUACCCAAGAUAGCCUCGCCGAUGUCUGGCCAGCUACAGCUUUUGCUUGGUCAGCUGACUAGACUUCGUGGCUGUCUGGGAUCCCAAGCAGAGAGACUAGUGUGACCCUGGCUGAAGAGAUUGAGAUUCUUUCCAGACAGAAGAUCUUUUAAGACAGACGACAAUUUUCCGAGACAACGAGAGACAUCGCAUCGGUGAUUUUUGUUUCCUUUACUAAUCAGACUUUUUCUGUAGGUCACGCGGUACAAGUAUUGUCUGUGUGACCCUUUACGGCAGGGAUGACCUAUGACCUUUGACCCUUCGGGUUUGACGUGAGACCCAUAGACUGUACAUAUUUUUAUUUUUAUUUUCUAUAAUUUUU
Molecule: messenger RNA, 1190 nt
Organism: Penaeus vannamei (Pacific white shrimp)
Lineage: Eukaryota; Metazoa; Arthropoda; Malacostraca; Decapoda; Penaeidae
Source: RefSeq, a predicted model, not a curated record